Molecule: messenger RNA, 705 nt
Organism: Cetraspora pellucida
Lineage: Eukaryota; Fungi; Glomeromycota; Glomeromycetes; Diversisporales; Gigasporaceae
Source: the annotation of a GenBank genome assembly
CAGAAUAUUUCAGUUAGAGCUGGAUGCUCUAAGGAUGGUCUACAAAAAUUGGCCAAUGCUGACAUAUACAAGGAUAUUACAUUACAUAAUACUGAUGCGAACACCAAUAAAAUUAAUAUUUGCGGCAUCACUGAUCACAAAGAAUUCUUCAGAUCAACUUUCGGAGAAAUUUUUAAAAAGUGUGACAAGAAAAUGGAAGUAAAGCAAGCUGAAGCACCACCAGAACUUCUUAAUGUUGUUAAAUACUUGAGAUCUACAUCACACCUAAAAAUCCGGCAAGGCAUUUUAAACGGAAAGAGAGUGGACUAUUUCAAAGGGAAAUCUGCUAUAAAGGCCCUUUUAAAAGAAUCUUAUGGAAAAUUAAAGAACGUUCCAAAAAUUACCGAUGAAGCUGAGGCAUCUCGUGUUCUUAGUGAAGUGAUGGCUCAUGCUUUUUACUUACGCGUUGAGCGUUCCGGAGGUGAAAGUGGUGCUCGUAAUAAACCUUUAUCCGUUACGUCUGUACAACAAUGGAGCGAUGACCAAUAUUAUGCUUGGUUUUAUGAAGGAUCACAAUUGAUGAAUUAUUUGGGAGGGUUUGGGUUAAUAGGAAUCGUUUUUGCUGCAGUAUUGUUUCCUCUUUGGCCACCUAUAUUACGAGAUAUGACUUGUGCUGUUCAUUAUCACGAUGAUAGUCGUACCUCCUGGCAUAUGGAUAUUUCCUAA